AUGGUCUCAGCCGCCUGUCCCCUGAAGCUCGGGGAUCUGCGUCUGAAGCCUGGGCAGCUCUUUGUGUCCACACGGUUUAAAGGACAGCUCCGCCACGAGUGUCUGUGCGGCGAGCUGCUGCUGCUCCCCCACCGCCGAGUCACCUUCUCCACGGCCAAUCAGGCGCAGGACCUGCAGGACGCGUCCCAGCACAGCUACUACGACAGCGGCCUGGAGGAGUCGGAGACGCCCAGCUCCAAGUCGUCGUCGGGGCCGCGGAUCGGACCCCUGGCGCUGCCGGAGGACCACUAUGAGCGGACCACGCCUGACGGCAGCAUCGGCGAGAUGGAGCACCCGGAGACUGACCUCAGGCCUCUUCCCGACGUGGCGAUGACCGGUAACUGCACCCGCGAGUGCACCGAGUUUGGCCACUCCGACUCCUGCUGGAUGCCCGGCGAGCCUUCCCCCACCCGCAAGGUGUCCAAGAACGCCCCCAAGCUCUCCACCUUCGUGCCUUACCAGGAGAUGGACGGGCAGGAGCAGCUGAUGGCCAACGGCAGCCCCAAGCCCCUGACGGAGGAGCGCGGGACGGGCGGCGGCGGCGGCGGCGGCAGUGGCUCCAAAGUGGCCAACAUGCGGUUCAUGACGCCCUACAGCAGUGCCUACCCCGGGGGCGGAGACUCGUCCGGUAAAGACUGUGGGCUGGAGGAGAUCCCGCUGAGCCAGGCGGUGGAGUAUCACUCGGCCACCACUCCGACCGGCCAGACCUCCAAGAGGGAGAUCUACCUGUGAGGGCGCCGCUCUCCAAACCCCCGUCAUCGCCCCUCCCCCCGUCAUCUCCCGUCGCUGCUCGCCGCCACCUGCCCCGCCCCCUCACUGCCGCCCCCUGUGCCUAUUACUCGCUGUGCUGCAGCACCGACGCCCCUUCUUCCUUUUUAUAACUGCAUCUACAAGGCUUUAGACCCCGCCCACCUCGUCCACUGCCACCCGCCCCUCCCCCUCCUCUAGAAACCAAUCAAAUGUAAAAUAGAAUUAAUUAAAACCAACUGAAGAAAACACGCGGCGGCUGCUGCUGCGGACGGAAU
This is a messenger RNA of Plectropomus leopardus (leopard coralgrouper), 1064 nucleotides long. The record is from RefSeq and is a predicted model, not a curated record. Lineage: Eukaryota; Metazoa; Chordata; Actinopteri; Perciformes; Serranidae.